GCUCAGGCCCAGGCUUGGAACAUCCUGAUCAAUGUGUCUAAGUCGGGGAAUUUCGAGGAGCGUCAUUCUGUGCUCGACAGGCAACUCAAAGCAGGUGUUCUGCAGUUAUGCUCGACAACUUUGUACCAUCGCGUGCUACUGUUCAGCCGCUUAGCGUCUCAGUUGCUAGCUCAGCUGUGUCGCCAGUCUUUCCUCUCAGAAAGGCUGUCACCUCGCGAUACAGGUGCUAUCAUUCACUCGCUCUGCUCCUUUGCACUGCAAGACAGCGAUGGUUACUCCGACCAGCUCAUCGAUCCAGCAAAACAAUGGCAAUGGAGUUUCAGCGAACUAAGCGCGGAGGACCCCUGGUGUAACAAUGAUGAACUUCGAUGUUUAAUGGCUAGGCGACUCUUUGGUGAAGCGCAGCUCUACGCUCUUGACUAUGUCCGUAUUUUACUCUCUACGGACAGAACGUCUUCGUCAAAGCGACUGCUCCAAGUCAUCAAGCAGACUCCGACAAUCAUUGAUUUGCUUCUGGAUUGCAUGAUUCUCGAGCCUCCCUAUGGAUUCCCCGAUAGUGUAACAAGCUCGUUAGCUUGCGAGGCUCUAUGUGCUUUGUUCAAGUGGUCACCCGACGCAGUUCCUGGAGUGCCGCCAGUAACAACUACAGCCUGUGGUGCCGGUGAAGCAAGAGCGCUGGGCCAGUCACUACAGUUUCUCACUUCGCAGGAUAAUUGGGUGGACAGGCUUGUGGAGGCGUGGGCUGUCGCCGAAAAAUGCAGUUUCGCGGCUGCGGAGACACUCUACAGGGAUGAGGAGUCGACAUUCAAAAGGAGACAACUGAGAGGAUAUACAGGAGAGUUGGCAAGUGCAUUUUGUGACACAGGCUGCUCUCGUAUAUCUAUUCUUCGCCUCAUCACCACUCUAACACAUUUCGCGGACGCUACUGGAGUCAAAAAUGUCGACCUCUACCCCCUGCUCACAGUUGCAUACCAAGCGAGCUUCAAGAUCGAUGACGAGAAAGAGCGCCACCGCACGCAAGACAUCUGCAACUGGCCAUCAUGGGCGUUGCUGACGAUGGACCGCUACGGCUACAUUGAUCCCUUCCACGUGGCUCCGGAGCGCGUUCUCGGCCCUACGGCUUUCGCACGUCUAUUGGUUAUACUAGCUCAUCGAAAUGCGCUAAACAACACCCAGUUUCUCCACAAAGCACCCGAGAGCCUGUCGCCUGUGACCUCACUCACUCAAAUACAGCAAAUGACGCAUCCAGACGUUAUCCGGCGCUUUCUUACGAUAUCCCUCUACCGCGCCAAGGAUCAUAUAGAAGAAGCCAUGUACAUGGAGUCAAAGGAGGUCGGAAAAUAUUUGCCGCGCUCCAGCGUCAUAUUCAACGGCACUGCGGAGCUCGCGGCGGCUAUCGUCGCCUUUGCCGACCUGACGGGCGACGCAUACACCAGCAUCACGUACAGGGCACGCUUAACACUUGUGACGGCUCUUGGAAGUCUCUCUCAGACAGCGAUACAGAUGGGACAGUAUAAACGUGCGUACUCCUGGUCUAUGACGGCUCUUGACAUGAACCAGAAAAGCCCGCCUAAGGAGAAGAUUAGUGAUUUUCUCGUCAAGGGGUGCAAGAGGGUAGCUCGCGACGCUAAGAGGGCAAUCGAUUCGCGAUAG
This is a messenger RNA of Coniophora puteana RWD-64-598 SS2, 1653 nucleotides long. RefSeq lists its product as uncharacterized. The annotation marks the transcript as partial. The record is from RefSeq and is a predicted model, not a curated record. The transcript has 4 exons. Lineage: Eukaryota; Fungi; Basidiomycota; Agaricomycetes; Boletales; Coniophoraceae.